Molecule: messenger RNA, 2091 nt
Organism: Durusdinium trenchii
Lineage: Eukaryota; Dinophyceae; Suessiales; Symbiodiniaceae
Source: the annotation of a GenBank genome assembly
AUGGCUACACCUUUUAGGGCAAAGGUGGAGGAGAGGGCAAACCUAGUGAAGGCCAAGCAAGAGGCGGAGCCACCAACAAAGCGGCAAUGCUCUGCCAUCGAGAAGAACAUCAAAGCUAUGGGGGAGGGUGACAUGUCUUUUGAUGAGGAGGGCGGCCACCCAGCACACUUGGUCUCCGAGCUGCUGGGAGGGAAGGAUGAGAGUCAAAGGCGCCUGCAUUGCGAUCAGCUGGCUGCAUGGUAUCAGGACUAUGCUACCUACCGUGGAUUACCAUAUCUCUUCAGAGACCCAUCGCAGGAACCUAGGGAGGUCAUCCGGGCUCACCUUGACCAUGCGAAGUGGCGGGAAAGUGCAUUUUCCACUGACCAGCUACGAGGGUCGCGCUGGAUGAUUGGCACAUCGCCAAAGUCCGCUUCUCGCCCACCCGAGCUGAAGCGCUGCCUCACGGUGACUGAAGAGUCACAAUGCAUGCAUCUGCAGUUGGUUGUGCAGUCCUAUGUUGAGAGCGGACGCCGUCUCCGGCCCAGUGCCCGGAGCAAGAUGAGGCUGACACCUACCCAAUUCGAUGCUUACGCCGACUUCGCGGCUGUGUACGCAACCACACUGCAGGAUGCUCGCUUGCUCGCCACUUGGACCCCGGAGAAGGAAGCAGCGGUGAAGAAAGCGUUUAUGCAGAAGCUCUGUGAGAACUACAUGGAGCGCGCCUGCCGGGUUUCUUUGGUAACUCAGGCAGCGCCACUGGACCCGAAGAUUGAUCAGCUCUUCCGCAACCAUGCUGUGGCCAAGAAGGUGACGCCACAAGAUCUGGAUUGCGUGCUCUACAUUGAUUGCACGAAAAUGGGGGUGAUUAACCAAUUGGAGGUGAACAUGAUUGGGGAGCUGGCGGAUAAGGGGGGGUCCUUGCGGAAGGACAUCAGAAAGAUCGAAGACAAGCUGUUGAGUGCAAAAGUGGAGUUGCGCCCAUGGACGCUUAAUUUGAACACGGAGGAUUUGCACAAGAACAGAGACACGCCAGCGGCCUACUUGUGUUUCAUCGGAGUGCUGGACGCCUCCCUUCCAACGAAGGGCACGGUCCACCGCAAUGUGCGCGGCAAUCCCGAGAAUGAGCAAGAGUCGCUCUUGCCCUCCGAGUUCCCGAAAGCGCUGCCCGAGAGCUCUUUUGUGGUACCUGGAGACUUCCUUCACUCCAAUGAUAUGCGCCGCAACUACACGGACUUUCAGGAGACAGCCCAGUGGUGCGGCGGUGUUCAAGUGCCCAAAGCCGUGUUGGGGGCAUUGUGCAGUGGCUUGAAGGCCUCCCACGGUGUUGUGGUGGUGCAUCCAACUACGUACGAUGGAUGCCUGGAGCUGGCUGCUUUGCAGCUGGGCCAUGUUGCCAGCGGCACUUCUUGGGAUGAGACCUGCUACAAGACAUCCAAGGAGGUUGUGAAGACACACUUGCUUCAGGCCUGGAAGACCUCAACAACGCCUAUGCACUCACAGACACCGCGCUACAAGAAGGAGGUGCGGAUGGAAGACUUGCCCCGGCAGGUCGAGCCGCCAACCCUGCACAUUUGCCAGUUGGCAGACUCGCGGCUGAUCCUCCCAAGGGACAUUCGCCAGCUGUUUUUGCAGGAUGUGAUGCACAGUCCAGAGUGGCGGGAGAUCCUGCAAAAAUUCGAUCGCGAUUGGGGCAGCGCUGAGGUGCAAACACCAAGCUCAGGUCCCACUGUGAAGCCUGAGGUGAAGUCUGAGGUGAAGAGUGAGGAAGAGAUCAAAUCUGAGCCUUGUGAUUUGUCAGGCCAGUUCCAGGGUAGCCCCAAAACUCUGGAAAAGGUGAAGGAAAAGUAUGGGGCUGACAACGUGGUGGAGAUGACCGCAUUCUCCAACACCUCGCUGCUUUUGGUACCAGGGCCUCAUUUGUUCAUCAUGGCAAAAGAGUCCGUGGAUUUGAAGGGGUUGGGUGCACCAAUCAUCGCACACGGCGCAGGUGUUUGGUUGGUUGGCGAAAAAGCCAAGCGCUUUGAGGCCAGCAACGCUGGCAAAGGAAUUCCCUGCAAGUUUACUUCGGAUCAGGCUGCUUGUGUCCUUGAGGACUGUUUGGUGGUGUGA